AUGCAGAAUACUUGCCAGUUCCCGCUUCUUGUCCAGACUCCUCAUCAACUACCUUCUACCCUUAUUGUCCGACCACGUCCGAGGUUUUGUGUUCUACGUCCUGGGGGAUUCUGGACGCCUCUGAUUCCACUUGACGAAUUGCCUCACUGGUUGGAGAUUCGCAACUGGGCCCCUGACAUACACAUGGGAAUGUACCCAGCCUCGAUGAGCUAUAUGCCACGGGAGGGCUCAUACGAUGUUGUUUGUCACCACUGCGGCCACGGUCUAGAUUCGCUACAACAGAGCGUUUCAGAACGAGAAGCUUGGUCCGUUGAAGCCAGCAAUGCUGCGUCGAGCAAAAACUCUUCUGAACCAGCGUUGGCGCCAAAGCCCCAGCAUACCGAGGCAGUUGGCGUUCCUACGGUCUAUAAGAGUUCUCCCAAUCAGGUCUUGCAGCAACCUCCUUUCGGAAACAUCUUGCAGACCCCUUUUGUUGGAAUGUGUGUAGUUGAUAUGCAUGCUCAAUAUCCCAAUAUUCCUGCAGAUACCUCUGGACCGAGAAGACGGAUGAGUAUUGAGAAUUCGGCUCCACCUCCGAUAUUUGGGAUCAAUGUUGGCAGCCCUUCACUUUCCAUGGCCUCGUCAGGAAACGCUCGCAGACCUGAUUCUCCGUGGCCGGGUACUCCUAGUCCACCGCAUGCACAUUCUGGAUCGUUUGGCAAGCCCCAGCACGGUGGGUCUUUCAAAACUGAAAGUAUCGCAUCGAUGCAGAGUGCCAGCGUUGCAUCCACUCGAUCCCUCACAGCUGCUGCUCUACAGCAAAUGAGGAGGAUGCGAAGCAGAAGACUCUCGCGCGGAAGCAGUUUACAUACAAACAUCAGUGCUACGGGUACAAAAAGUCUGUCUCAAGUCUCGGUCUCAAAGCUUUCCAGGGGUUCCAAAGCUUCCAUGAUUUCAAAGGCUUCCAAGGUCACCUCUGUCGUUUCCUCCGUCCGUGUUAUCUCAAAGCAUCGUCGAAAGGUUCUCUUGCGUCGCCAGCGUGCAGAAGCAAGGAGGGCCAUUCAGCCACCACUUUCAGCGGUCUCGGUGGAGGCGCCUGAGCCAAAGCCAGAGCAAGUGAAUUCAGCUACCAAGAGACGUGAUCGACGUGAGCGCAUGAUGCAAAAGAGAAAGCAAUCUGAUCGGGGCAAGCAGCCAUAUCGGAACAUGAUGCGGAUUCCCAAUUGGAGCCCGGGUAUGUCUAAGCACUAA
Molecule: messenger RNA, 1230 nt
Organism: Penicillium paradoxum
Lineage: Eukaryota; Fungi; Ascomycota; Eurotiomycetes; Eurotiales; Aspergillaceae
Exons: 1
Coding region: 1-1230 (409 amino acids)
Source: RefSeq, a predicted model, not a curated record